CUCGACCCUGGCUGGAGUCGCUCUCCCGCCCACCACACCCCAGCAAACUCUCGACUGCCUUCUGCUGCCAUAACUCCGUGCCACCGGUUCAUGCGCAUGCGACCCUGCCCCCCCCCCCCCAGCCCGGCUUCCAAACUCUAGACAAGCCUCGAGGCUCGAGCCCACACCACCAGCAAUAUCUCGGGUUUUUAUGUACAUAGCCUGCGGCUUUACUCGAGCCUGCGCCAAUCCGUCGCCACACCCAUGAUACACUCUUGCUCGAGCCGUUGGAUCCCCCCGUCGGCAGCCACUGACGGCCCCUGAGCCGCCAUGUACAUACCCACCCUGCCUGCCUCCAUCCCCGCGAGAGCCCUCACCCAGUACCUGCCUGCCUACACCGCCACCGACUACCUGCGCCACGACAACAGCACUGGUGGGGACCCAGCCGGAGGAGGCGGCGGCGGCGGCGGCGGCGGCGGCGGCGGGCCCAAGAAAGGCCUGGAGGAGUGGUCGAGCCUGAUCGGCAUAGUCACCGCCAUCGUGGGCAACGUCCUCAUCGCCCUGGCCCUCAAUGUCCAGAGAUACGCCCAUAUACAGUUACAUAGGGAAAAGGUGCGGAACCGGGAGCGCGCCAAACAAGCACUCAAGAAUGCGAAGAACGGCAACGGAGCGCCGCACACGGGCUAUGGGUCCGUAGGCGAGUCGCGAGCAGGAGCCAACGCGCCAGGCGCCGGCGCCGGCGGCGAUGACGAUGGCGACGCCGAAGACGCGCAGGAGUCGGACCCUCUGACCCAGUCCUACCAGUCUGGCGACUCACGCUGGUCCGAGAACUCAGACGACUCCACGACAAAAUCCACCUCCACAAACUACCUCAAGUCGCCCUACUGGUGGCUCGGCCAGAUCCUCAUCACCGUCGGCGAGAUGGGCAACUUCCUGGCCUACGGCUUCGCCCCGGCCUCCAUCGUGUCUCCCCUGGGCGUUGUCGCCCUCGUCUCCAACUGCAUCCUCGCCCCCAUAGUCUUCAAGGAGAAGUUCCGCAAGCGCGACUUUUGGGGCGUCGUCAUUGCCGUCUUUGGCGCCGUGACUGUCGUCCUGAGCGCCAACACCCAGGAGACCAAGCUGGAUCCCCAUGCUGUUUGGGAUGCCAUUACUACUGUGGCAUUUGAGAUUUACAUGGGCGUGACGUGCAGCUUGAUUCUCCUCCUCAUGUGGCUGAGUCCCAGAUAUGGCAACCGCACUAUUCUCAUCGACCUCGGUCUCGUGGGUUUGUUCGGUGGCUACACUGUGCUCUCAACCAAGGGCGUGUCGUCCAUGUUGUCUUCAACACUAUUGCGAGCCUUCACAACACCAGUGACAUACGUGCUCGUCCUGAUCUUGCUCGGCACUGCCAUCAUGCAAGUGCGCUAUGUGAACAAGGCCCUUCAGAGAUUCGACUCGACGCAGGUCAUCCCAAUCCAGUUCGUCUCGUUCACAUUGUGCGUGAUUAUAGGAAGCGCCGUCCUGUACAGAGACUUUGAGCGGACGACAUCCGAGCAGGCCGUCAAGUUCACAGGUGGCUGUUUUCUGACCUUCUUCGGCGUGUUCCUCAUUACGAGCGGUAGGGAUGCGGUAGAUGACGACGAGGAUAUGCUGUCCGACGAUGACGAGGUCGAAGAGACCAUUGGGCUCGCAGAGCAGGACCCCGAUGAGCCCCCGUCCCCCGCGCAGCCCCGGCGUCGGGACAGCGACGCAAAGAGGUCACGGCGGUCCUCCCGCGUGAGCUUCAUGGACGCCGUCAACAAGCCACUGGCAGUCCUCCAAGAAUCGGGCGUUCCGACGUCGAGGGCACCCGCGACACCGACAAAGGCGUCCCUCCUACCAUCAGAUGGCGCCACCGAGUCAGCGCCGCUGUUGCAGACGCGCUCGCAGGAACGACAUCAUUCCACGCCCGCCCCAGUCCACCCGGGGAUAGCACACGCCAUGUCGUCAGAAUCAGCCAUCUCGAUAUCCAGCGCCACACCGAUAAGCUCCGAACCGCCCACCCACCCCGGCACACCGUUGGGGCAGGUCUCAGCCCUCCCCGCCAUCAACAUCCCCCACGACGGCAGCCCCGUAACACCGAGGCCACAAUCAGCCUCAAGAUCCCACACGCACCACCACUUCACAGGCCCGCUCUUCUCACCAUCCCCCUUCCACUCGACCGUCAGCGGCCUCGUGCCGUCAAACCUGGUCAAGGACGCCCACCCCGUGCGGAGACCGAGCUCGCGGCGGAGGCCUAGCCUGCGCUCGAGCCUGUUCGUCUCGCAGGACGAGCUGAGCGUGGAGCCGAUCGGCGAGGAGGAGGAGAGGGUCAUCAUGUCCGCGAUCGAGAGGAGCCGCACGGCGGACGAGUCGCAGAUCCCCGGGGCGGACGGGCAGCAGCAGCAAGGAGGGGGAGGGGCAGGAGGCAAGAAGGGCGUCAGGGCGCGCGCCAAGAGCCUGACGAACUCGGUUGGGGACCUGUUUGGCGUGAGGAGGAGCAAGCGCACCGACCAGGGGGCGCCACGCGAGGGCGGCGGGCAGGGGAGCCAGCUUGGUGGGGACUUUAGCACGGAGACGUUGUGAAGACGCUUAGAGAAAAGUACCAGUUGAACUGUUUUUGUCUUGAGGGGACAUGGGGAGGGGACAUGGGGAGGGGUUGUGUGUUUUGGUUAUUUCAGGAGUCGGAGAGGGUUCAUGGGUGGCACCGCAUUGGAUCGGCGUUUGGGGGGUGAAGAGGAUAAUAUGCUGUUAUUCCAACAAGGGAGCGUUUGACAUUCGUUUAAUUGUGCCUCAUACUUGACCGGUAGAUAUGUCCGGGCUUUGAAUACCCCCAGCUCCAGGCUCUCUCUGUACACGUGUAGAGAUGGUGAAAUGGAAGUAUGUCCUAAUCUACUACGGACGAGCAUUUUUACAUGUCGAACAAUCAUGAAAAGACUCCUGCGGUACAGGAGCAUGAGAAUGUCAACGAAGCUUCAUCGUUUUGACA
This is a messenger RNA of Diaporthe batatas, 2965 nucleotides long. RefSeq lists its product as uncharacterized. The transcript is spliced from 2 exons. Lineage: Eukaryota; Fungi; Ascomycota; Sordariomycetes; Diaporthales; Diaporthaceae. The record is from RefSeq and is a predicted model, not a curated record. Gene Ontology annotation, biological process: magnesium ion transport. Gene Ontology annotation, molecular function: magnesium ion transmembrane transporter activity. Gene Ontology annotation, cellular component: membrane. Bases 310 to 2562 code for a protein of 750 amino acids.